CACCAUCAUCAACUUUAAACCUUAGAAACCCUAAGGCCUUUCUUCUCUAGCACUCCACAAAAACUUGCUUUUGUGCCUCUUCUGCAUGGCCAAGCCUGGAAUUGCAAAAGCAAAGAUGCUAAUUCUUAGGGAAGCUAGACGAAUCAAUAACCAAUUUGUUAAUCUUUCAACGACAGAACGACACUAUCAUCACUAUCAUUAUCAUCGUUAUCGAUCAGAAGAAUUGGGAGACUCGGUUAUGGAAGCGAAGACUGAGGAUGAAUCUUGUUGGUUGCCUCAUCCUCGCACCGGAAUAUACAUGCCGAAGGGCCAUGAAUGGGUGAUGGAUGAUGUGCCAGAGGGUGCAGCUUCUUUUAAUCAGACAUACUGGCUGAGGAAUGUUGAUGGUGUUGAGAGGCCUGACCCUGAUGUUCCUUCUGAUCAUUACUUGGCUAAAGAUUUCUAUUAACUAUAAUAUAUAUAUAUGUAGUACUUAAUAGCUUAAGUUACAUUACAAGCUGUGAUAGACUAUAUAAAGUCAAGGAAGGAAGAGUUUAAAUGUAAUGUUGUAACUUGCUAAAUAUAUACUGCAAGUAUUUAAAUUUCUGUAUGUAUAAAAAAUAAUAAAUAAAAUCCAUU
Molecule: messenger RNA, 618 nt
Organism: Manihot esculenta (cassava)
Lineage: Eukaryota; Viridiplantae; Streptophyta; Magnoliopsida; Malpighiales; Euphorbiaceae
Exons: 2
Coding region: 86-448 (120 amino acids)
Source: RefSeq, a predicted model, not a curated record